Arabis nemorensis is the source of this 3492-nucleotide messenger RNA. The record is from the annotation of a GenBank genome assembly. NCBI's taxonomy places the organism in Eukaryota, Viridiplantae, Streptophyta, Magnoliopsida, Brassicales, Brassicaceae.
AUGGCUUCCUCCUCGUCCUCUUCAAAUCUUGUUAGGACUUACGAUGUCUUCCUCAGCUUCCGAGGGAAAGACACCCGAUACACCAUCGUUAGCCAUUUGUACCAAGCUCUUAGUUUGAAAGGACUCUUUACUUUCAAAGAUGAUAAGAGGAUCGAGGUAGGCCACAACAUUUCCGACCGGCUCCUCAAAGCUAUAAAAACUUCGUGGUUCGCUGUGAUUAUCAUCUCGGCAAACCACGCUACUUCAACUUGGUGUUUAGAAGAGCUCAGAACGAUAAUGGAGCUACACAAAGAGAAUAAGAUUGAAGUGGUUCCCAUCUUUUACGGAGUGGAGCCUUCGGACGUGAGAUACCAGAUAGGAAGCUUCAAGGCUGCGUUUCAAAAAUACGAUGAAUCUCUAGAAAUGAGCGACAAGGUUCUCAAAUGGAGAGACGCUCUCGUCCAAGUCAGUAAUCUGGCAGGCACGCAUUCUAGCCAAUGCAUGGAUGAGGCAGCGAUGAUAGCCAAAGUAGUUGGAAGUAUCUCAACUCGAUUGCGAAUCAUCAAGCCUACAGAAAUGAUGAAUUUUGUUGGAAUGGACGUUCACAUGGACCGAUUGGACCCUCUAUUGAGUAUGGAAUCAGAAGAUGAGGUUCGAAUGAUAGGAAUCUGGGGCAUGGGUGGCAUUGGCAAAACCACCAUUGCCAAGUGUCUUUAUGCUCGGUUUGAACAUCAAUAUCAAGCUUGUUUCAUGAACGUUUGGGAGAAUUAUAAUAAUGAACAUGGUGGUGGUGCAAAACAUUUACAAAUGAAAUUGCUUUCGGAUAUCACCCGCGAUCCGGAUAUCAAGCUUUGGAGCGCAGAAGCUGGAUACAAUGAUAUAAAGUCAAGACUCGGGCACACAAAGGUGUUUCUUGUGCUUGAUGGUGUGGAUAAACUGGAGCAGAUAGAUGCACUGGCAAAAGAGGCAAGCUGGUUUGGUCCAGGUAGCCGAAUCAUCAUAACGACACGAGACAGGGGUCUACUCAAUGCUUGUCGAGUAAACAAUGUACAUGAAGUGAAGUGCUUGGACGAUAAGUAUGCGCUUCAGAUAUUCAAACAGUCUGCUUUUAGAGGAGGGAUACCUCACUGUGACGGUUUUGAACAUCUAUCAGUUCGAGCUUCUCAGCUUGCUCACGGCCUUCCUUCUGCUCUCGUAGCGUUUGGUGAACAUCUCAGUCAAAAGACAACUAUUCUGGAGUGGAAACAAGAAUUAGAUACACUUGAAAAAUCCCCUCAUGAAGAUGUCCAGAAGAUUUUGAUGACAAGCUAUAAUGGUUUAGACCAACGAGAUAAGAUUGUCUUCCUUCAUGUGGCAUGCCUCUUCAACAGAGGCUAUCUCCACCAUAUCACAACAUUUUUCGAUAACGGUGAUUCAAGGCUAAAUCGCUUAGCGGCAAAGUCUCUCGUCGAUAUAACAAGGGAUGGAUCUGUGAAUAUGCAUUUCUUAGUAGUACAAACUGGAAGAGAGAUUGUGUGCCAAGAAUCAGGAGGGAGGCCUUUCGAACAAAGGUUUUUAUGGGAUACUAAAGAGAUUUGCAGUAUACUCGAGCAUAACAUAGGUUCGGCUAAACUUGAAGGCUUGGCACUGCAAAUGUGUGAGAUGACUAAUAGAUUACCUACGAGGAGUACUCGUAAUGAUAUUACCCCUAUGUAUAAUCUCAAAUUUCUCAUGUUCUUGGGUGACACAUAUUCCAACCUGAAGCUAAAUGGUUAUGGCCUUUCCAAUAAACUUAAGUUACUACAUUGGGAUUUCUACCCAUCAACAAGAUUGCCUAUUAACUUCCGAAUGGACAACCUUGUUGAAAUCAAUCUGCGAAACAGCAAACUUGUCCACCUUUGGAAUGGACCCCAAUGGCUUCAUAGCCUAAGGAGACUAUAUCUGUCAGGAUCUAGGAAUCUAACAAAACUUCCAGAUCUUUCAACUGCUGUGAACCUUGAGGAGUUGAUAACGGACGGCUGCAGAAGUCUGAAAAGAAUCCAAGGGUCCAUAAAUGGUUUAAACCUGAGGAAACUCAAUAUGAUCCAAUGUGAUAGCCUCAAGGGUCUCCUACACGUUACUCUUCUUCAUGAGAUCAACCCCAGUCGCAGGGGUCGCCAAAAAAUGAUAGUGACGUUCUCAAGUACGAGGGAAACAGUGGCUUUUCCUACAGAUUUGUCCAUCGACGGGAAAAUAUCUAUUCAGUUGUUGGGUCUCAGUGGAAAUGCAGAGCACCUCUCCUUUAGUACCGUGCAGAUCACUCAUGAACUGAUGGAGGUGUCACAUAAAACAGUAACGCCUCUGCCCAUGUCAGACUCGGAUACAUACAUUUUUGAAUCACUCCACAUAAGACGGUUCAAAUACAAUAAGGAUCGUACUUCUUUAAGCUGUUACAGCUUUUCAAACUUUGCUUGUUUGACAAAGUUAAAGCUGAUCAAUUUAAACAUCCAAGCAAUUCCAGACGAUAUUGACCAGUUGCAACUUCUAAAGACAUUGGACCUUAGUGGAAAUGAUUUCGCGUAUCUACCUUCAACAAUGCGAGUACUGGCCAAGUUGAAGUAUCUCAGCCUUGGAAACUGUCGCGGACUUGUCGCAUUGCCACAACUUACUCAGUUGGAGAUGCUCAUACUUUCUGACUGUGUGAACCUCCGUUCGUUGCUUGGACUUCAUGUCGUGGAAGAACACGAUACAAACUGCUUGCUUGAGCUUUGGCUUGACAACUGCAAUAAUGUUCAGCUAUUGUCGGAAAGCCUGAGUCGUUUCACCAAAUUAACAUAUUUAGACCUUAGCAGGCAUGACUUUGUGGCAUUGCCUUCAAGCAUCAAAGAGCUUUCAUCGUUGGGAACUCUCUUCUUUAAUAACUGCAAGAAGCUCAAAUCAAUAGAAGAGCUUCCAUUGAGCAUCCAGUAUCUCUACAUACACGGCUGCGAGUCCCUCAUGAAUUUCUCCCUUUCCUCAAACCAUUCGACCAAACACCUCGAUCUUAGCCAUUGCUUCAGUCUACGUGAGAAAGAGCAUUUGACUAGUAUGUUCUUCUAUGACGAACAUACUCAAGUGGUUACACCAGCAUUUGCUUGUUUGCCAAGAAUCGGAGGGUCCAGCUCCAACGAUUGCCAAACUCAAGAGAAAUCUCAGAGAAUCUACCUACCUAGGCUUGCACCAAAGCUUCUUGGUUUCAUUGUUUUUGUAGAGAUUGUUUGCGAGGAGCCUUUACGUCUGCAAUUUCCGGCGUUUCCAUGUAAGUGGAACUGGGAAGCUGGCCGGGUACUUCGGAUUGACCUCAAACCUAAUAUCUAUCUUUCUACGAACAUGAAAGCGGAAAAGGCGGCUCCAUCGCAUCACUUGAUUACCAUCCACGUUCCAUUUAGUAUGAACAACGAAGACGUCAGGUUGCAAUUCCAAGUCCAUCUUCUACUUCCAAAAGAGUCUCAGAUUCCACAUGCCAAAAUAAGAUUCGAGAUACUCCCUCCGUUUCAAAUUAACGGUCCUUCUUGA